Molecule: messenger RNA, 1007 nt
Organism: Paramuricea clavata
Lineage: Eukaryota; Metazoa; Cnidaria; Anthozoa; Malacalcyonacea; Plexauridae
Source: the annotation of a GenBank genome assembly
UCAAGCUCAUUCAUUCAACGCAGGUGAGAUGAAUUCUUGUAAAAUAUAAGUGCGGAGGGAUUUAUAUCUUUGUAUAACGCUGUCGUAUUGUGAAUUGCAAAUAAAUUACACAUUGUACGAAGAUGGAGGCAGAUGCUAAAGCCUACGAUGAACUCAGUGAACCACAAAUCAAAGUAGGAAGUCAAUUUAUCCGUGAAUUAAACCUCUGUGCCGGAGACAAAGUACUUGAUAUGGGUUGCGGUACAGGCCAUAUCACUAAAUAUAUCGCUGAUAUCGUUCGCCCCAACGGUCAGGUGGUCGGAAUCGAUCCCGAUACUGAACGAAUCAAAAUUGCUGAAGAGAAAUAUAAAGCAGUCAGUAGUCUUCAAUUCUAUGUUGGUAGCAGUGUAAUUGGAUUCACACACGAUACUGAGCCAUAUUAUGAUGUUCAUAUCAGUACAAAUGUCUUCCACUGGUUGCCUAAUAACGAGAAAUGCAUUUAUAUACGGAAAGCAUAUCAAUGUUUGAAGCCUGGGGGGAAAUUGGCUAUCUGGUGUAUCCCUAAGAUGCCAAAUGAUGUCGAAACUGUUACAGGUUUUGUUGAACUCAUUUGUUUUAUCGUUUUAUUGUGACCCCGCGCAUGCGCAGCUAACCACUAUGUGAGAGACUGAAGCGCGAUCUUCCCUGGCUCUGUUUCUCUGUGGCUCUGCAGCCUUCGUGUCCGCGGUGUCCUGCUGCGCGGUUCUUUUUAUCCUUGAAAUACGAACCGUCUAUCGACCACAGGCUAAGUUCACUAACGCUCAUACUGUACAGAGAUGUGUAUAAAUUCUUAGUAAAGUCUUUAUUGUAAUAUGUUUUGUCAGGUCGAUAGUCAUUUCCAACGCAUAUAGAAUCGAAUAUGUCGUUGUUUUUAUAAUCACAGCUUGUACAAGGGUCAUUGGGGUUAAUAUUAGCGCACGGGGUCUGUUUUAUAUCGUGUAAUGACAUAUCAGUUUGAUCAAACAUUUUAUACGUAUUAGAAAAAUAUA